GGUUGGUCAGUGAAGCCCCAGCCUCCUUCCCUCACCGUCUCCGCCCACCAUGUCACUCCCUGGGCAAUCCCCAUACGUCGUCCGCUUCUACCGUCUCCUCGAGCUCCUUCGACACGAACGCGACCUGGAACCCCGUCUCCUCCCCCACGAUCUGACUGCCUGGCUGGCCUGGGCCCAUGGAAGCCGUUGGCUAUUGCGCAUGCUGUUCGAGUCUCGUAGCAUCGCCGUAGCCUCCGGGGAUAUCUCUCUCCCUUCCGUCCGCCAGACACCAUCCGUGCACGCCCUGAUAGUGUACCUCGACACCAUCUUCGCCACCCUUCCUUCCGAGCACGCGUCGUCUCUUCCCGAGCCAUACCCCGUCAUCGCCUGGUCGCCUAACCGCGUCCUCGCCGAGCAGAGCAUUGCUGAGGAAGGUGCUCCACUCCCGGCCAUUUCCUAUCGCAACAGUCCGCUCGCUUUAUCGAACCAGCGCGCUUCUUCCGUCGGAUGGGACGUCGUCACCGACCAGCUGGAAGCUCUUAGUGAUGCUCAGUGUUCGACCACCGACGCCCUUGACCAGCUCGAUGGUGGGCUAGCCACGCUCUCUGCCGCGGUCCAAGGUAUUCAAGACCAGCUGUCACACGGGCUGUACCUUCCGGACGAUUAUUCCGGAAUUCCUCGUCGUUUAGUCUUCGCCACGUCUAGGGGUUCGAUGGCUCUUAAUCCACGCCCCAUGGGCUUCACGCGUAGCGUUGCUGAUGCUGCUGCUGACCGAGAGGCUGGAGGGUCCGGAAGGAACGGGGACGGAGGGAACACCGUGGGCCAUGCCCACAACGCGCAGGGAUUUCAUUGGCCAGAAGAAGAGAAGCUAUUCGAACAUAUCCUCCACCUCAAUGAGAACACACUUGCCUUUAAGGAAUCACAAUGUGGAACAUUCAAAGAGGAUUAUUUCACACCGUACAUCAUUCUGGUCGUCCCGCACGAGCCAUGGGAAUAUGCAAACAUUCCCAUUCCGCCUGGCAUCAAGGAAAAGGUCAUUGCACUACUCAAGGAGAAGAUCUCGGCUGGUGUAUACGAGCCUAGCCAGGCGUAA
This is a messenger RNA of Rhodofomes roseus, 1072 nucleotides long. RefSeq lists its product as uncharacterized. The record is from RefSeq and is a predicted model, not a curated record. NCBI's taxonomy places the organism in Eukaryota, Fungi, Basidiomycota, Agaricomycetes, Polyporales, Fomitopsidaceae. The transcript is spliced from 3 exons. Bases 50 to 1072 code for a protein of 340 amino acids.